GUUCUAACCACAAGUUGAUCCUUCAAGCAACCCCAAUCAGUGGAUUAUCAACAAAGCACAAUCAUGACCAAAAUUACAGCCAAGCAGUACAUCUUGCAGAACUAUGCCAAUUUCCAAGGGCCUGUGAAUCUGGACUACAGUUCUCCAGAUGCCACUUUCAAAUUGGUGACAAAGGAGUACGAUACCGAUGCGACUUUAGAAGCUGGCAAGUUCCUCGUGGAAACCAUAUACUUAUCGAACGAUCCUGCUCAAAAGGGCUGGUUCACACCUUACGAAUCGUACAUCCCUCCGGUGCCAUUGGGGACGGUAGCACCUGCAAGAGGUAUUGGCCGUGUCAUUGCCUCUAACAGUGAGCAAUUUGCGGUUGGUGAUUACAUUAACGGUCCAGUGGGCUGGGCAACUCAUAACAUCUUGGAGCCUACCCCAUUGACCAUCAAGCUGGACGUUUCUAAAGUUCCACAUCUGGUUAAGUACAUCAGUGCCUUUGGUACCACGACGUUGACCGCUUAUUUCACCGCAACAAAGUAUUCUGGUGUGUCGCCAGAGGAUGAAGGUAAAGUGUGGUUGAUCACAGGUGCUGCUGGUGCUGCUGGCUCUUCCUUGUUACAGAUCGUCGCCAACAUUUAUAAACCGAAGAAGAUUCUUGCCGUUGCAGGAGGCGAAACCAAGCGUAAAUGGGUUGAAACUUUGGGUCCAAACAUUGUUGGCCUGGACUACAAGUCCGAGACAUACAAAGAAGACUUCACCAAAGCAUUGGGUGACGACAGAGUCAACGUCUUUGUCGACCACGUUGGUGGAUGGAUCCUGGACCAUGCCACUGGCCACAUGGCUGUCCACGGAAAGAUUGUUCAAGUUGGUGCCAUUUCACGUUAUAACGGUGGUGAUGCAGCAGAUAACGUCUUCAACAACUACUCACAAGUCAUCACCAAAAGAUUGACCAUCCAAGGGAUGGUCCUCAUCGAUGAUCUCAAGGAGGCACCAAGCGCUAUCGGACAGCUGGUCAAUUGGUUCACCUCUGGGAAGCUCAACAUCAACAACUUCCAGGAGACCAUUGUUGAUGCUCAAGGUGACAAGUUCGAGAAGAUUCCCGAGAUUUGGACCGGGUUGUUCUCUGGAAGCAACAAGGGAAAAUACAUCACACAGGUAGCAGCUUAUCCAUAAGCUUGUGUAUAAGAGAAGCUAUUCAGUAAUACGAUCCAGGCGUCAUGAUAUCUAUGUAGAGGGCUU
Molecule: messenger RNA, 1227 nt
Organism: Williopsis jadinii
Lineage: Eukaryota; Fungi; Ascomycota; Saccharomycetes; Phaffomycetales; Wickerhamomycetaceae
Product: MDR family NADP-dependent oxidoreductase
Exons: 1
Coding region: 64-1161 (365 amino acids)
Molecular function (GO): oxidoreductase activity, acting on the CH-CH group of donors, NAD or NADP as acceptor
Source: RefSeq, a predicted model, not a curated record